UGAGAUUUUCCGUCAUUCCAUGCUGCUCCAUUCUCAUUCAUCCCACUGUGAUCAUUCGCAAAUCGCACGUCGAAUCUGGAGCUGAUCCCGAGAUUCCCGAGCCCCCAAAUGCUCCGAUUCGAUCUCCGCCGAAGGCUAGCGAUGAACGCUUAUCUCGAAGCGUAGCUACGAGUGUAGCUUAUCACGGUGUAAUGUAGCGAGUUAUUAAUAUCUUCGUGUCCGCUCGUUUUGCUCACUCGUCAUGAUGUCGACGACCAAGAGCGAAGACAGCAAGGACGAUAAUCUAAACAGGCAAGGCUCGUUCAGGAAGCUUGUGCCGGGUAGCAGUAAUGGAGAUUCCCCAUUGAGCAUGUCUGUGAAAAUGAUCGAUCGGCCGAUCGUGUCGCAAACCAACAAGCAGCACGCUAUUUUCUUGCAGGAGUACCAAAUUCUUUCCGAGUACAAGAUGUUGUGCUCCCAAGACUUGAAGGGGAUUUACGUGAUACCAUCCGCUGUGAACUCUUUUCUGUGGUUUGGUGUACAGUUCAUUCGGCAAGGGAUCUAUAAAGGCGGAGUUUUUAGAUUCACCGUUACACUGCCACCGAACUUCCCCGUUGGAGAUUGCCCUAAAGUUGUGUUCGAAACUCAAAUCUUCCAUCCACUGAUAAAUCCAGAAAACGGACAAUUGUGCACGUCGUGGGGAUUUCCCGAAUGGAGAAGGAGCAACAGAAUUUGGCAAUUAUUACAGUAUAUCACUAAGAUAUUUAUUAAACCAGACACGAAGAUGACUCCAGUGAACGAGGAAGCGUCCAGCUUGCAGGAAAAUAAUAUUGAAGCUUUCCGAGAACGUGUGAAAGCGUGCGUAAAGGAGAGCGUGAAUCAAGUGUUUAAUUCACCUACCAUGGAUGAUCCGCAUUAUAUUACGUUCAAUCCGUACGUAAACGAACUACACGAUCCCACUAAACGAGAAAUCUACGAACCAAAAGACGAAGAAGAAAACAAGCCGUUGGGUUUGUCGUGGGUGCAACCCGGUUCGCUUCAACCAUUUUCAAAACCAGAAGCGAGAUAAUGAAGGGAUUCUAAAUGCUGGCAAUACAGUGAAACAACAUACGUCCUUAAGAGCUGUACAAAGAAAUUGUUGCUCUCUCUCUCUCUUGACAAUCGCGUGAUGCCGAUAAAGUCACAAAACUUAUUGGAAGAGCUAUUUUUCUAUUUUCAGAGAGUAUUUGUGUCUUAACAUUUUAUAUGGCUCUAUAAUAUGUGUUAAAGAGAGAGA
Messenger RNA from Wasmannia auropunctata (little fire ant), 1255 nucleotides. Its product is annotated as AKT-interacting protein-like. Lineage: Eukaryota; Metazoa; Arthropoda; Insecta; Hymenoptera; Formicidae. The record is from RefSeq and is a predicted model, not a curated record. The transcript is spliced from 7 exons. Bases 242 to 1048 code for a protein of 268 amino acids.